This is a messenger RNA of Camelus dromedarius (Arabian camel), 1312 nucleotides long. RefSeq names its product F-box protein 2 (gene FBXO2). Gene Ontology annotation, molecular function: protein binding; ubiquitin protein ligase activity. Gene Ontology annotation, biological process: glycoprotein catabolic process; SCF-dependent proteasomal ubiquitin-dependent protein catabolic process. Bases 113 to 1006 code for a protein of 297 amino acids. The transcript is spliced from 6 exons. Lineage: Eukaryota; Metazoa; Chordata; Mammalia; Artiodactyla; Camelidae. Gene Ontology annotation, cellular component: SCF ubiquitin ligase complex; cytoplasm. The record is from RefSeq and is a predicted model, not a curated record.
GGCGGGGACCCGACCCAGAAGCGGGCAGCGCCAGGACUCGCCGCCGCCGCGGGACUCGGACAGCCCCGCAGCGCUCCGGCUCCUCCUCCUCUCGCGACCGCCCUCCGCAGCGAUGGACGGAGACGGUGACCCAGAGAGCGUGGGCCAGCCGGAGGAGGCAAGCCUGGAGGAGCAGCAGGAGGAGGCGUGCGCGGAGGAGGCAAGCGGCGGAGAGGAGCGGCCGGAGGAGGAAGAGGAGGAGGAGGCGGCGUACCUGGACGAGCUGCCCGAGCCGCUGCUGCUGCGUGUGCUGGCCGAGCUGCCCGCCGCGGAGCUGGUGCAGGCCUGCCGCCUAGUAUGCCUGCGCUGGAAGGAGCUGGUGGACGGCGCCCCCCUGUGGCUGCUCAAGUGCCAGCAGGAGGGGCUGGUGCCCGAGGGUGGCGCGGAGGAGGAGCGCGACCACUGGCAGCAGUUCUACUUCCUGAGCAAGAGGCGGCGCAACCUGCUGCGCAACCCGUGCGGGGAAGAGGACUUGGAGGGCUGGUGCGAUGUGGAGCACGGUGGAGACGGCUGGAGGGUGGAGGAGCUGCCCGGAGACUGUGGGGUGGAAUUCAUUCACGAUGAGAGCGUCAAGAAAUACUUCGCCUCCUCCUUUGAGUGGUGUCGCAAAGCUCAGGUCAUUGACCUGCAGGCAGAGGGCUAUUGGGAGGAGCUGCUGGACACCACUCAGCCGGCCAUCGUGGUGAAGGACUGGUAUUCGGGCCGCAGCGAUGCCGGCUGCCUGUACGAGCUCACGGUGAAGCUGCUGUCGGAGCACGAGGACGUGCUGGCUGAGUUCAACAGCGGGCAGGUGGCAGUGCCGCGAGACAGCGAGGACGGCGGCUGGAUCGAAAUCUCCCACACCUUCACCGACUAUGGGCCUGGCGUCCGCUUCGUCCGCUUCGAGCACGGAGGACAGGACUGCGUCUACUGGAAGGGCUGGUUCGGGGCCCGGGUGACCAACAGCAGCGUGUGGGUGGAGCCCUGAGUGACCCCUCCUCUAGCCUCCCCCAGCUGCCCUGGAGGGGCAGAGCCCCGGGGGUGCAUAUAUAGGCCUUGGUAGCAUCCUCACCUUCCCGACCCCACGCACUUCUCUUCUGUCCCAAACUCCAAGCCCACCCCCCACGAAAGGGAGACAGGGUUUGUUGGCGCAUAUUUGCAUCUAGAAGAUAAGAUGGGUGAGGGCCUGGGCUGAGCCCACCGCUGAAUCCCCCGAACCUAGCACAGUGCCUGCCACAAAGCGGGUGCUCAAUAAAUAUUAUUUGUCCAAGGAAGGAAUGAAUGAACAAACGGA